Arabidopsis thaliana (thale cress) is the source of this 1606-nucleotide messenger RNA. Its product is annotated as Hyaluronan / mRNA binding family. Gene Ontology annotation, molecular function: RNA binding. The record is from RefSeq and is marked reviewed. Lineage: Eukaryota; Viridiplantae; Streptophyta; Magnoliopsida; Brassicales; Brassicaceae. The transcript is spliced from 7 exons. The coding region runs from base 252 to 1325 and encodes 357 amino acids. Gene Ontology annotation, cellular component: nucleus; perinuclear region of cytoplasm.
AACUCAGGAAGGGUUUAUAGAUUAGGUUUUUAAGUCGCACCUCUCUCUCUCACUGCCGCAUCUUUUCUUAGGGUUCUUGUUUCGCUAUCUCUUAAACACAAACAGCUCUGUCCGAAUAAUCUCUCUUCAAGUACCUCUUUUUUCUGAUUCUGUAUAUCGCCAUGAAUUACUGAUUUCCCUCUCUAUAAACCCAUCAAAGUAAACCAAUUUCUCCUGUGACUUGUACCUAACUCGAUCUUACCAGACUGGUGAUGGCGUCUUUGAACCCUUUCGAUCUUCUAGGAGAUGAUGCUGAGGAUCCAAGCCAGCUCGCUGUGGCUUUGUCUCAGAAAGUCGAGAAAGCUGCUGCUGCUGUUCAGCCUCCUAAGGCCGCUAAGUUCCCAACCAAGCCGGCUCCUCCUUCUCAAGCAGUGAGGGAGUCGAGGAAUGCUCCUCAAGGAGGUCGUGGUGGGACUGGUGGACGUGGUGGAUUUUCCCGUGGCAGGGGUAAUGGUGGAUACAACCGGGACAACAGGAACAAUGAUGCUCCUGGAAAUGAGAAUGGAUUUUCUGGAGGAUACAGGAGACCUUCUGAAGAUGCUGAUGGAGCAAGCCGUGGUGGGUCUGUUGGUGGAUACCGUGUUGGCGGUGGUCGUGAAGGACCUCGCCGUGGUGGAGUUGCCAACGGGGAAUCUGGUGAUGUUGAACGCCCACCGAGGAAUUAUGACCGCCAUAGCAGGACAGGUCAUGGUACUGGCAUGAAACGUAAUGGUGGAGGUCGUGGAAACUGGGGCACUACUGAAGAUGAUAUCCCUCCAACGUCUGAGGAACCUACCACAGAGGUUGAGAAGAGCCCUGUUGCUGAGAAGCAAGGAGGUGAGGAUGAAACCCCUGAAGCAAAGAAAGAACUCACUGCGGAAGAGAAAGCACAGAAAGAAGCUGAAGAAGCUGAAGCCAGGGAGAUGACUCUAGAAGAGUAUGAGAAAAUUCUGGAGGAGAAGAAGAAGGCUCUGCAAGCCACAAAGGUUGAGGAAAGGAAAGUUGACACCAAAGUGUUUGAGUCCAUGCAACAGCUCUCUAACAAGAAGAACACCGAUGAAGAAAUCUUCAUCAAGCUGGGAUCUGACAAGGAAAAACGCAAAGAUGCUACUGAGAAGGCCAAAAAGUCGUUGAGCAUUAAUGAGUUCUUGAAGCCGGCUGAUGGAAAGAGGUACAACGGGAGAGGUGGAGGCUCCCGCGGAAGAGGAGGUCGCGGUGGUCGUGGUGAAGGAGGAAACCAAAGGUAUGCAAAAGAAGCUGCAGCUCCGGCGAUUGGAGACACAGCUCAGUUCCCUUCGUUGGGCUAGUAAAGACCCCUGGUCCUUCAGCCUCGCUAUCUCUGUCUUUCGUUUCUCUUUGGUUGAAUUUUGUUAGUUUUAUAAUUUUUUGUUACACUUUCUGAAGGUCUUUUCUGCGAAACUAUUACGUUUUUUAAGUUAUGAAAAAAAUUAUUAAGAUAUUUUUCUCUCUAAUUUUGGUAUUACACAUUCGAUCUUUCUUUUCGUACAUCAUAAAUGAAGUAUAUUUCUAAUAGCACGAUAUCUAGUAUCUUUCAUACUUGAGCGAUGAUUUAGAAUCGUCGAAGGCA